Molecule: messenger RNA, 936 nt
Organism: Fusarium mangiferae
Lineage: Eukaryota; Fungi; Ascomycota; Sordariomycetes; Hypocreales; Nectriaceae
Exons: 1
Coding region: 1-936 (311 amino acids)
Source: RefSeq, a predicted model, not a curated record
AUGGCAGGCCCUAAGUUUAUGGAUCUCCCCGCGGAGAUUCAGAUCAAAAUCAUCCAGUUGGCGAUUCCUCCAAUGAUCCUACCAGAAUAUCUCUUCGCGGACGGAAAGAUAGGGAUCAGCAACGAGCGCGACGCAACCCGCGCUAUCAUGGCAACAUGCCACACAUUCCGAAACCUCCUUCUCAAGGCCCGACCCCUUACCGGCCACAACUCUGCUGGUCAGGAAUUUACCUUUGACUGUGAACGUGACGCGCUUUUGGUCAUGGGUACGAACCUUCCCGGCUUUCUCAAAACCCCCCGGAUCCCCAACCUUCAUGCCGUUCGUCGGCUCGUGACCCUUCACCCUUUCCCAAUUGGGUGGGCUUCAUAUACACCCAUGCAGAGAAGACUUCUACGUUCCUGGCAGCCAUGGGCUAUCAAUGUAAUGGGUCAUCACCCACGCUAUACUGCUUAUGAGGAGAAUCUACCUUUCGAAACAAGUUUUCCCAUCGCCCAAGAGUUAGGAUCUCUUCAUGAGAUGGAUGUUGUGGUCAAGACCGCUCCUGGCUGGCACAUAUCAUCGUUCCAACAACAUGGCCCCCAGCCGGAGCAUCGACGUGCUGACCCAGUGUCGGGAGACCUCAACCAUCCUGUUCAUCAUACAGGAAUCCGCUGGAUUCAUCCUCGGUUGGAUGACUACGUCAACAUCGACGAGGUCCCGAUGAUUGGCCUGCACGGCUACAGCAAGACUCGCCGUGACUGGCGCAACCAGCGCAUCCAGGAAUUUUCUCAAGGCGGACAAUGGGCGGGCUUUCGUGUUUACCUCGAGUCCGAGGAGGUUGAAUUCCGACCACUUACUUGGGAUGAAGUUCAGCCUAUGAUCCAUCGACGACAGCAGCCGCAAAAUGGACGCCAACUUCUGGAGAACCAGGACCCAGAAUUCGUGUCCCGGGUUUAG